Messenger RNA from Phyllostomus hastatus (greater spear-nosed bat), 4201 nucleotides. It is a transcript of the gene MILR1, whose product is annotated as mast cell immunoglobulin like receptor 1. The transcript has 10 exons. Gene Ontology annotation, molecular function: transmembrane signaling receptor activity. Gene Ontology annotation, biological process: cell surface receptor signaling pathway. NCBI's taxonomy places the organism in Eukaryota, Metazoa, Chordata, Mammalia, Chiroptera, Phyllostomidae. Bases 44 to 1354 code for a protein of 436 amino acids. The record is from RefSeq and is a predicted model, not a curated record.
CACAUCUGAGGCUCGCAUCCCUGCAUCUCGAAGCCAAACCACAAUGUGGAGAAAAAGGGUUUUUUUGCUCCUUUUCUCUCUUUCAACUCUAAAAGCAGAACCGAAUUUUGAGCAAAUGGGAAAAACAAACAAACUUACCUCUCCAAUUUUGAACUCAGAGACGAACAUAGUCACGAAGGGUCAAAAUGUAUCUAUAAUUUGUUCCAGCCAGAGCAAAUUAUCGCCAAUCACCUAUUCUCUUUUUCGGGAUCAAAAUUGCAUCGGAACACAGGACAGCAAAGGUGAACACGUGACUUUUAACCUGAGCAUCUCAGAAGCCAGCGAUUUGGGGCCUUACAAAUGUAAAACGCAAGUUCCCAGCUGUAAAGAACACAACUGUACAAGAUACAGUCAUGAGUUCAGCUUCAUGUUUGUCGAACUCACCUCUCCAAUUUUGAACUCAGAGACGAACAUAGUCAUGAAGGGUCAAAAUGUAUCUAUAAUUUGUUCCAGCCAGAGCAAAUUAUUGCCAAUCACCUAUUCUCUUUUUCGGAAUAAAAAUUGCAUCGGAACACAGGACAGCAAAGGUGAACACGUGACUUUUAACCUGAGCAUCUCAGAAGCCAGCGAUUUGGGGCCUUACAAAUGUAAAACGCAAGUUCCCAGCUGUAAAGAACACAACUGUACAAGAUACAGUCAUGAGUUCAGCUUCAUGUUUGUCGACCCAGUGACCACUCCAGUGCUGAACAUUACGAGAAUAGCCAGCCAUUAUGUAACGCUACACUGCAUCUCGUCCAACGGCUCCCUGCCCAUCAAUUACACUUUCUUUGAAAACAACAUCACCAUAUCACGAGUUAUUAUCAAGAAUGUAAGGGAGCCUGCUGAAUUUAACCUAACCAAGAACCGUGUAGGAGUGGAGAAGUACAAGUGUAAAGCUGAAAACAGACUGCCUCGCCAUGUGAAAUACAGUCAUCCCAUCACCAUAACCUCAAAAGGAGAGGGGAGCUGUCCAUUCUGCCUGCAGCUACUGCUUCCCGUGUCAUUACUGGUACUCUUCGUGACAAUCCUAAUUCUGGCAUUUUGGACACUGUCAAAGUACAAAGCAAGAAAAGCUCGGAGAGAUAAGGCACCCAAAGACUAUGGCAACAUACCCAUGGAAGUUGGACUAUAUGCAAAUGUCUGUGAAAAUCCAGGAGACAAGGAGUCUGCACCAGGCUUGGAACGAAGGCAGUGUGUUUCCACAGCCCAAGAUGAAACCAAAUCCUCUCAGGAGAUACAUUAUGCCACCCCCUUGUUCCAGAAGGUGACACCACAAAAUCACGAAGCCUGUAAUAAAGGUAAAACUGAGUACAUCUAUUCUGAAAUCAUCUUGUGAAACAAAGAUACAAACUACAUCUCAGGUUCUGGAGGCCAGAAGUCCAAAAUCAAGGAGUCAGCAGGACACACUCUCUCCAAAGGCUCUAGCGGAGAACCCCUACUUGCCUCUCCCAGUUUCUGGUGGUUCCUGGAGCUUCUUGGCUUGUGGCAGAAUCACUCCAAUCUGUCUUGGUCUUCCCGGGGCCUUUUCUUCUUCUGCCAUUCUCAUCCUGAUCACAAGACGCUGGUUUAGGAACCAGCCAGAUAAUCCAGGAUGACUUCAUCUCAAGAUCCUUCACCUAAUUACACCUGCAAAGACCCUUUUUCCAAAUAAGGUGACAUCCACAGGUUCCAGGAGUUAGGAUUUGGACGUAUGUUUUGGGGAAGUCACCAUUCAACCUUCUACGGGGGACAAAUGAGAAAUCAUACCUAUGUCAAGGACCUACUGUGAGAGUUAAUUCAGGUGACAAAUGUAAAGGGCUUGGAAUAGGGCCAGCAUAUAAUAAGAACUCAAAGCUGGCUAUUUAUGAUGUGAUGAUGCUUACUCUGAGUCAUACUGAUUGGCUGCUCCCCUGAGAAACCGUGAAGUCUUUGAAGUCAUGAACUUGGUGAUCUGGGCCACCAUUGGCUUCUUCAUCUUAAUCUGAGCUCCUUCCUGAAGCAGAGCUGAGACAAGGAUUGGGUGCAGGUCAUUUACAUGGGAGGUGAUCCCAGGGAGCAGGAGGACCCAGUGCCAGUGAAACAGAAAUCAGAAGCCAACACAAAGGGAGGGGAGGGGUCAGCAAAUGAGUGACCCUACUGGUAACUGGAUUUGCUCCUGUAAAGGCCUUCCAAGGGCCUGAGGUCCAGAACACUGCUAAGUUUCACAGCAAGCCCUCCAUCAACAGUCCCUCAUUGUCUCCUUGCAAACCUUCUAAAGCAGUUAGUAAAAGCCAACGAACGCCAUAAUCCACAUGAUUACCAUUGUCCCCUAUCUUCCAAGUGCUAGAACUAGUCCAUAACCUAGUGCUUGCUACCUAGCUCUGUGGUGCGAAGUCUUAGUAAUUGUGAGGCUACGGUGUGCAAGGGUUUUCACUAACCCCCUUGCCACCAGCAGGAGAGUCCUUGUCAUCCACCCAGGGAAUAAUUCCCUUUCCCAGGGCUGCUUUCUAGGACCUUCUAAUACCCUGUCUUAUCCUGGGCUAGCCCUGAAAACAAGAGCCUGAGAUAAAGCCUUUCAUGCACAUAAUUUAUUUGGAGGUGACGGGUGGGGGGAUGGAACAGGCAUGAGGGACUGGAGGAAAAGCCAGUACAAGGAUGUACUGUUGAGUUGAGCAAUGCUCUGAGUAAUCAGGACUUGAUCCCACUGAAACCUGCUGAGGAGGGAAAACACCAUCUCCCAAACUGUCCACUGGGGAUGAUAGUGAGAAACGUUUAUCCAUCGGCUGAAGGCCGCCCCACCCCCACCUCCACUUCUGAGCUGUGCAUGUGGUCAUUCCAAGCUGGCUUCCAUUAGCGCCUCCCUCACCCAGGGCACUGAAAAGCCUCAGGGCAGAAAAUGAGUGAUAUGUGUUGUACCCUUGCAGCACAAACUGUCCACAUGAAGUGUGUGAAGCUGCAGAUGCAGUGGGAAUCAGAGGUGAGGCCAGGGGAUGUGACACAGGACACAGAGGUGGCUGGUAUGCUCUCUCAACAUUUCCUUUUUAACAACUAUAGUAACGACAAUAACUAUCAUGUGUUGAGCACGUACCAGGUUCCAGGUACUUUUCAGUGAUUUGUGCAAUUAUCCUUAUAUAGUGCUUGCAACUACCUCUGCACCCAGCUCCGCUUCACCCCUGCACAGACACCCAGUGUCUACCCCCCACCCCUGCCCUAGCUUUUGCAUUGAAUUGUUUAGGAAGGGAAGGAGAAGAAAAGGAAUAUCUAUUUUUUUUUUCAUGUCUAGAAGUUCUACUUUGGUUCUUUUUCAAAUCCACCUAUUUCUUUAAACAUUUUGUGUUGUGAAAUGGCACACACAUUAUAUGGAAAUAUGUAAAAAUAUGCAUGUGGUUUAAUAAAGUUUAUCAGGUGAACACUGGUGAUGGAAUGCCAUCAGCAGCCCAGAAACCACUUGCAGGCCCCUUCCCACCCACAACCCAUCUCCCCAACUUUAUUCCUCUUUUAUGGGACAUCUGGGUGGCUAUUAGUUUGGAGCUAUUGCAAAUAAUGGGGCUACGACUAUCCUUAUGCUAGGAACCUGGUUCCCAUGUGCAUGCAGUUAUGUUGAACAUGCACGGGUUGUGGGGUAUGUUUAUCUCCAGUCUCACUAGACAAGGAUACCCUGUUUUCCACAGCAGUCCUGCGCUGCCUCUUAAAGCAUUCUAGGAUCUGGGACGACGAGUACAAGCCCAUAAAGGCUGAGGUCCCUAAGACAAGGUGCCUGAAUAAAAGGACCCACGAGUAGGACUGAGAUUUUCUUCAGAAAAGUCACUUGUAAAAAAUAAACUUCGUAGUUUCUCACAGUUAUAAAACUAGGGACUGACCCUCAAACUGCAAAAAUGAGAUUUAAGAUUUUCAGUAGGCAUACAGGGGUAACGGCCCUUCCCUUGAGGCUGCCGUGUUACAAUGAGAGGAAGCGAAUGAGAGCGUGCGGCACUGCGUCCUCACCCCGACAUCCCAGUGUUCUCGAGAACGGGGAUCGCCGCCGUGAGAGGAGACACAGAGGCGUGAUAGAAGAGGUAAGUAAAAACCCUACAGUCCUAAAGGGCGUAAGAGGAUUUUUUUCAGUGACGGAAAUGUUCUAUAUUGUCAUUGUGGUGGUGGUUACACAUUUGUCAAAACCUGCAUUUGUAGCUUUAAAGUAGGUCAAUUUUUUUGUUUGUAAAUUAUAUGUCAAUAAAAAUGAUUA